This is a messenger RNA of Pectinophora gossypiella (pink bollworm), 4035 nucleotides long. It is a transcript of the gene spag, whose product is annotated as RNA polymerase II-associated protein 3-like. Gene Ontology annotation, molecular function: protein binding. The record is from RefSeq and is a predicted model, not a curated record. NCBI's taxonomy places the organism in Eukaryota, Metazoa, Arthropoda, Insecta, Lepidoptera, Gelechiidae. The transcript is spliced from 11 exons. Bases 150 to 1640 code for a protein of 496 amino acids.
UAUUUACGCGUUUAGCAAAAAUAGUGCAAAUAAAAUGAGCCAUGGCCGCCAUGACAACGUGAAAACGUUUGAUUGAAGCUGUCACUUGACAACGAAAAUCGAAAAAUUCGACUAUUGAUCAAACAGAUUUGCAAAAUUGGGAGUCAGACAUGAAAAGAAAAGAAGCUGCUCUCAACGGUGUAUUUGAGCAGGAUUUGGAGUUGCCUCCGGUCCGCAGUAAAAUAAAGAAAGAGAAGCCUGUGGUGGUGAAGAAGAAGCCAGAAAAGCGCAUUAGAGGCUCUGAUUACUCAUCUUGGGAUAAGUUUGAUGUGGACAAAGCAUGCGAGGAGGUAGACAUGGCAGAAGUUGGUCCCCCAUCACUAGACAGCAAGAAGAGCCAGCAAGCUAAACUGGAGAAACUCAAAGAAGAAGCUCAGUACGAAAAAGAAAGAGGCAACACCUUCGUGAAGCAAGAGAAGUGGGAUGAAGCAAUAGCGUGCUACAACCGAGCCAUAGAGCUAGUGAAAGAUGACGCUAUCUACUACGCCAAUAGAGGACUCUGCUAUCUCAAAAAAGACAGCCUCCAUCAAGCAGAAUCGGAUUGUUCGGAAGCCCUCCGCCUGGACCCCAGCUAUGUGAAAGCCUUACAGAGGCGCGCCACGGCCCGAGAGCGCCUCGGGUCGCUCCGCUCAGCCUCGCACGACCUCAGCGAGGUCCUCAAGUUGGAACCCCACAAUAAUGCUGCUAGGAUACAACUUCAGGCGAUCAAAGCUCGGAUGGGAACAAAAGGGUCAAAAUCCAAGUCAUCACCCUCAUCAACCCCGACAGUGGAGAACCAAUCCCUAAUCACAAAGCUUGGACAGGCGAGGAUCACGGAGCUACCAGACGAACCCAAACAACCAGUGCCCCAAGUGGACAAGAUGGAGCAAUGGAGAAAUGGAGUCGGAGAGGCUGUGACUGUAAUCAAGACUGUGAAGAAACCACCACAUUUGAGGUCCAAGAGAGCUCUAAAACCAGUGCCAAUCCACGAGAUCUCGCUAGGCAAAACGUCACCAGAAAAACCGCCAACCCGCCUAAAAAUCAUAGAAAUAGAGGACAACCUGGCUCACGGGGAUACUAACAACAACGACUCUAUCAAAAUAGAUAAACUUACCGAGAAAAUAGAUACAAAAGGUGAAGGAGACAAGAUUGAAGAUAAUGAUAGUCUGAAGUCUAACAAAAUGAGUCCGGAGUCAGAGAAGAUAGUCACAGAUAUUCUGGCCUCGGAGAAAGACGCGUGCGUCCAGAAUUUGGUGGCGCCAGUUAGCAGUGUCCAGUUUAUGGCCACGUGGAAGUAUUUGAAGGGGAAAGGGGGAGCUAGAAGCGAUUAUUUGAAUAUAAUAGACCCACAAAAGAUACCGUCGAUAUUCGCGAACGCUCUAGAGAGCGACGUGCUAUCCGAGCUGCUGAUGAUCCUGGCGGAGAACCCGGGCAAGUUCCGCUACCAAACCGUCGCUGCUUACCUGAAGGGACUGUGCAAGGUCAAACGGUUCUCCACGCUAGCCAUGUUCCUGUCCAAUAGCGAUAAACAAUUGUUAACCAAACUCCUGGCGCACUGCAAAGCGAAUGAGAACUGCAGCGAGGAAGAGAUAGCAGACCUGAAGAACAAAUAUGAACUUUAAACCAGUAGGUGCUAGGUAGUUAUUACAAUUCGGUCGGUUAAUGUAUUUUGAGGAAAUCGCGAGCGUGAGGCUUUAAAAAAAUUUAAUAAAAAAAGGCAUUUAAUUAAAAAAAAAAAAGAAAAAAUAUCAGUGCGACUUCAUUGUUGCUUGAAAUCAUUAUGUUCUUGAUAAUAUGCUAAAUUAUGAUUGUAAUUAUUAAAAUAAAAAAAAAAAAAAAACCCAUAUCGAACUUCGGAUUAGCGUUAGCUUCCACUUUAAUAAACCUAGCCACAGAUUGACAAAAAAAAUGCCGGCAUACUAAAAAAAUAUAGAAUUACAUCCGCCCACUAAAACUCUUUAUUUCGGGGAGGUUAAAAUGUCCACACCGAAGCAAUUCAUCUAAGAAAGCAAUAUUGCAAUUUGAUAUUUGCGCAUAUAAAAGUAAGUGCGCAAUGCAAACAAAUGUCAAAUUACAAAAUUGCUUUUUUAGAUGAUUUGCAGACCCAUAAUCAUACAUACAACACACAUAAGCUGAUACCUAUUGCCUUCUGGGAUAAGCAUAGACUAUGGAAUUAGAUUUCCUUCGAUCCGAUGUCGCAUUGUAGCACAAUGCGCCACACAGGACACUUCACACAAAAAAUUCAUGCGAGACACUACCUCCCGAUACCUCCCGAUUCCUCUUCUCCAUUUUAGGCUUACGGCUAUUUAAGACUAAAGUACAUAAUGGUGCUGAUUCCUGUACAGUCAUGAGCAAUAUAAUGUAACCACUUUAGGACUCUGUCGCACUAACAUAUUUGACAUUUAGUGAGACUUACAGUUCAAUUUGUCAAAAAAGUUAAUGUGACAUGGUACCAAAGUGUUAAUGCUCGUAACCGUACACACCAUCUAAUUAAUUUAUUUCUUAUUUUUUAAUUAUACCUGCCGUUAAUUAUUUCUAGUUAUACCUGUCAUUUUCUUAUCCGCCGAAAAGGUAUCUCUCUUUAUUUAACAGCUGCGCUCUUGUCGGUGGAGUAAUCGCCAUUCCUCUCUUCUUCCCGCCAAAUCCUUCACCUCCUGAUACGACACGACCUGCACCUUCCCUUUUAUUUGUUUCAUAAAUGUUCUUAAUUUGUUUCUUAGGUCUACCCAUUUCUCUCUUCCCUUCAAUUUGCCGAAAACGAAAGGGACGGGUAAUCGACAGGCAUAAAAUUUAAGGAACACACGUCAAUUUUAAGCACAUAAAACAACCUAAAAAUUUUACAUCGCCCAAUAACGCGACAGAAUUGACAACACACGUCAAACGAUUUGCAUACCAGCGAGAUACCUAUUUCAUUCGCCCGGGUCAUCAAUUUAAAAUCAUCUGUCCCUUUCCUUUUCGGCAGAUAAGAAAUUGACAGGUAUAACUUCAAAUAAAAUUAGGUGUCUGCAGGAAUCGGGGCCAGUAUUGUUCCUUAUUCUAUGACUAAAGUAAGAACCAGAGAAUGUGAGGUCGGCACCUAAUACGAAUAGGCUAGUUUCCAACUAGUCAAAUCAGUUUUUACUAAUCGUCAAAACAGGGAAAUUACUAUGGAAUUUGUAUGAAAAUCGUAAAUAGCAAAUCGUGAAGUCACAGAAAAACGUCAUAAAAUUUCGGACUUAUUACGUUUUUCUUGAUAAUAUAUUUAUUUAUUAUGUAUACAUAACAGGUUACAGGCAUAUAUAUCUUAUAACUAGGUUAAUUAUAUUUACAAAAAAAUGAUUUUUAAAUUGAUCCAAAAUUUAUGAAUUAAAAGUUAAUGUCCAAAUAAUCCACCUCGUGUCAUUCCCGGCACAAAGGUGCCCAUCAAUCUAGCCUCGUUUCCACGCUGGAUAGCGAUUUACUUGAUUAAAAUUCAUAAAUAAGUUAGUAGAAAAAAGGUAAAAUGUUUUUUUGUUAAUUCUAGAUCUUCCUUUAUUUAGAAAUGAGAAUUUCAUAAUUUAUCUUGAACCUAGUAGUCAUGAACAAUAUAAUGUACCUACUUUAGGACUUUGUCGCACUAACAUAUUUGACAUUUAGUGAGACUUACAGUUCAAUUUGUCAAAAAAGUUAAUGUGACAUGGUACCAAAGUGUAUACAUAUUAAUGCUCGUGACCGUACACGACUCAUUAGUGCGGGACGGAGAGUUACCGUUCUUCGAUCCUGACAUACUUAUAAAAAAAACAAAGCAAUGCUGCACGCUCGUGAUGUCUGUUCUAAGAUAUAUAUAUAUGUAUUUAUAUAAUUAAUUUGGAUAGCCUAGUCCUUUUAAAAUAUAGGUUAUUUUUCUUUUUUAACAGUCCAAAUCAAGGGGCGAAUAAAAAAUUACACCGUAUAAUGUUUCUUAUUACUCGCACACCCCGGACACUCCAUACAAAAUUUCAUUCUUACCGUGUAACGCGUAAGUGGGAAAGAGACAGACAAUUCCUGCGUUCCCUUACU